This is a messenger RNA of Alosa sapidissima (American shad), 3132 nucleotides long. RefSeq lists its product as uncharacterized. The record is from RefSeq and is a predicted model, not a curated record. Lineage: Eukaryota; Metazoa; Chordata; Actinopteri; Clupeiformes; Clupeidae. Bases 1047 to 2642 code for a protein of 531 amino acids. The transcript is spliced from 9 exons.
UUGCUAUCGUAAUUAAGGUGGUUGCUUGGGUGUUGCUAGGGUACAUAUGGUGGUUGCUAUGCAAAAUAACAAAGCAGUGGAAUUGCUAAUGUUUAGCCAUUUUUACAUUUUUAGCCAAAAAAAAACUCACUUAUGUUGGUCCGAUCAGUAUGAAAUUAGAAUAUGUUGAACAACGGGACAUCACAAACAAUCCAGGUUCAGUUUUGAGUCGGUGGAUUAUUCCCGGAAGGAGAUAAAUGGUUCAAAGCGUACAAGGUUUCCCAUUUCUGGCGCGGUAACGCUAGGAGCUAGAGGGAUGGGACCAAGACGCACGGCACUGGCUUGAGGCCCCUGACAACUGUUCCAAAGGUGGGAUCUCUGAGACACCCACACAAAAAACUUUGAAGGAAAAACUUUUAAAAAGUUGACCACUCCCACUUCAGAGGUGGAGUUUUGGGUGGUAGCAUGACUGAAGUCUGACUGAAAUUCAAGUCAGACCUUCUGCACAUGACCCUCAUGGAGCGUGCAAAGUUGCAUCAACAAACUAGCAACCACAACCCUAUUCUCAACCAAAAUGAUUACCCUAGCAACCAGCAUAGCAACCACUUUAUUUAGCAUAGCAACCACCAAAUCUCCCCUAGCUAAGUAGCCUAAAUCAUAUAUUUUUGGAAUGCACUCAGAUAUAUUGUACAUUCAAAGAUCAACUGGACAGCUGUAUCUUACCACCCAGAUAGCAGACUUUCUGGCAGCACUUUGGCAUACAUCUGGCGAUUUUGGGCUUUGAUAUGGCAGACCAAAACUUUUGGCUUCAAUGUGGCAUGAUUAUGGGCAGCCAUAACAGAUAAGAAGGCGCCAGUAGUGUAUGGCUGAAUUAUGGCAUAUAUCUGGUCAACCGUAGCGUUAGAUCAAGAGCGGGGACAGCAUCUGAUGACGCAUACAGGCUGUUUGGCAUGUUUAUGGACAGCCAGAAGAUGGGCGAAGAGCGGGACAGAGUCUACCCGUAUGUGGGUGAGUUCUGGCAUGUUUCUGGCUAACCAAAAGACUCAGCAAAAGACCGGGAAUUUUCCAUGGAAUUUUCAAACUUUCUACUCGAACAAGACCCAGCCGCCCAGUUCGACCAGCGAGCAAUCACAGUUGAGGAAACUAUGUAUCACAUUGUCAGCUUUGAUGAUUUUGAUGAGGUUGAGGUGGUGCCAGCGACCUGGGUCAAUGGGGGAGUCUGUCGGUGGCCCCCUUAUAAAGGAGAAGGGUUGCAGAGGGCCAUAAAGAACUUUCAGGAGCCAGACAACACCUGGGCCCUGUAUAAUGUCCGUGUGCUAUACACAGAUAAUUAUCACGAAGCGAGGAAAAGGUUGCCACUCGCAGAGCAACAGACUGAUCUUCAGUCAGAGGCAGAGAUUGAUGCUGGACGACCCCAAAAAAGAACAAUCAAGCGGAAUCGGCACUUCGAUGUAUAUGAGAGUGACGAUGAAGAGGUGGCACCCAAGAGGAGCAUGCUACCAAAGCCCCCUCAGAUACCAUCACCAUCACGUUUCCGGCGAUACAUUAUCAGCCCACAAUCGGACCAAGUGGGGUUCUCGGAGAUUGGAAACAACGAGAUCUCAAAUAACCAUCAUGUAACAACCCUUGGGUCAACAUUGCGCCAGGCCAUUGAUGCAGUUAAUUUAACUGAGGUACCCAAUGGUGAAGUUGACACAGGGCCAGCUUUAAACCAGGGCCAGAUUAGGGAGGUUCAAGCAGCUCCAGAGGCCCCAAGACAACGCCUGAAAAAUUCAUCUGUCUGUGGACAAUUAUGUGGAUCUUUGCUGCAUGACAUGCUGGUGAAGCAGGAAAUAAUAAUAGAGCAGCAGAAAAAUAUAGUGAGAAUGGUGCAGGAUCUACAUGAUGCCUUUGCCUCUGCUACCGACGGCUCCAAUGUUACACAGGGGACAGUGUACAGGCACAGUGCUUAUUUUCCAUUAAAGGGCCCAGAUGAUUUAAUGGUUCUGGAAAGAGACCUUCAGUCUGUUCUGGAACUGAAGAAGGAUUUAACUCUUUUGCUUGGACUAGCAGGGGGUGCCACCUUAAGAGAAACUGUUUGGAGGGUUUUACAAAGGGUCUUCACCAAUGAAUUUUCUCAGAAGGUCACCUGGAGGGGGUUGAGUGGAAAGGUGGCCUUUGAAAAACAACUUCUGAAAACCAUAGUAAUAGAUGCAGUAAGGAGAAACCCUGUGUGCUCUGUUGCUACUGAGGCUGAAAUUGAAACUACUAUUAAAAAGUGGUUUUACUGGGCUGGGGAUAGAAAUGGAGGCAGGAAGAGGCGCCUUCACUCACCCAGCAACCCAGCCACCCAGACACAAGGCACCCAGAUACACAUCCACCAGCUACUCAGUUGCCCAGCUACCCAGCCACCAGCUGCCCAGCUACCCAGUUGCACAGCUACCCAGCCAUCCAGCACCCAGCUACCCAGCCACCCAGCACCGGGCUACCUAGCUACCCAGCCACCAGCUGCCCAGCACCCAGCUACCCAGCACCCAGCUGCACAGCUACCCAGCCAUCCAGCACCCAGCUACCCAGCCACCAGCUACCCAGCACCCAGCUACCCAGCCACCAGCUACCCAGUUGUACAGCUACACAGCCAUCCAGCACCCAGCUACCCAGCCACCCAGCACCGGGCUACCUAGCCGCCCAGCUGCCAGCUACCCAACCACCAUCUGCCCAGCUGCUCACCCAGCCUAUCAGCCCUCCAGCCACCCAGCUACCCAACACCCGUCCAGCCAUCCAGCCGCUUAGCACCCUAGCCACAAGGCACCCAGCCAUCCAGCACCCAACCGCCCAGCUACCCAGCCCUCCAGCCACCCAGCGACAAGGCACCCAGUUGCACAGCUGUCCAGCCAUCCAGCUACCCAGCCCCCCAACCGCCCAGCUACCCAGCCAUCCAGCUACCCAGCCCCCCAACCGCCCAGCUACUCAGCCACAAGGCAUCCAGCAUCCCAGCCCCCCAGCCACAAGGCACCCCAGCCACCCAGCACCCGACCGCCCAGCACCCAGCUACAAGGCACCCAGCCAUCCAGCUACCCAGUUGCACAGCUACCCAGCCAUCCAGCACCCAGCCCCCCAACCGCCCAGCUACCCAGCCACAAGGCACCCAGCCAUCCAGCUACCCAGCCCCCC